Molecule: messenger RNA, 1215 nt
Organism: Acanthosepion pharaonis
Lineage: Eukaryota; Metazoa; Mollusca; Cephalopoda; Sepiida; Sepiidae
Source: the annotation of a GenBank genome assembly
AUGGACAUCUUAAGUUACCUCCGACUCUUUCUGCCUUCCUCUUUUUCUCGCCUGCUCCUUUCCCUCUCCACUCGAAAUCUUUUCUUUAUACAAACAAUUUCUGUAACCACUCCCCUCUCUCUCUCUCUCUCUCUCUCUCUCUCUCUCUCUCUCUCUCGUGCAUACAUACAUAAAUACUCGUUAUCUAUUUGUUUUUGUUUUUUUUUCAUCUUGUGGAUGUGCGGAUUACUCUCUCUCUCUCUCUCUCUCUCUCUCUCUGGAUUGUUAAAAGCCUUCGAACAGAAUGAUCUUUGCAACACAGCGCGAAGAGAUUGUCGUUGUUGGCGAGGUUCAUGUAAUGAUCUGUCUGUCUUUUGCAAACUCAUCCUCUCACUUGUUCAGUGUUUCAAAUGGAGCUCAACUCACCCACGUAGAGCCCACUUGUUGCUCUUCCUCCGUAAUUCAGCGAGCAGAACCGCCCAGGGCAGACUUAUUUAUUUGGAAAGUAAUUUCUAUCUAAUUAAUAAUCACUGUUUUUCCAUUUCUGUCCAAUUCCACCUCCUUUCUUUCCUCUCUUUCUUUCUUUUUCUGUCUAUCAAUCUGUCUGUGUGUGUCUCACAUAAUCACCGUGUUUCCAUUUCUAGCCAAUCCUUCCUUCCUUCCUUCCUUCCUUCCUUCCUUCCUUCCUUCUCUCUAAUAAUCAUUUUUUUCCAUUUCUGGCCAAUUCCCCCACCUUUCUUUUUUGUCUGUCUAUUUGUCUGUCUGUCUGUCUCUCUCUCCCUCUCCUCCCUCUCUCUCUCUCUAAUAAUCUUUUUUUUUUCCAUUUCUGGCCAAUUCCCCCACCUUUCUUUCUUUCUUUCUUUCUUUCUUUCUUUCUUUCUUUCUUUCUUUCUUUCUUUCACUCUCUCUAAUACUUUUUCUAUUUCUAAGCAAUUCCCCCACCUUUCUUUGUCUGUCUGUCUCUCUCUGUCUCUGUCUCUGUCUGUCUGUCUGUCUGUCUGUCUGUCUGUCUCUCUCUCUCUCUCUCUCUCUCUCUCUCUCUCUCUCUAUCUUUUGCGUCAGGAGUUGUCACGACAAAGCUCGGCUCAACUCAUUCGUCGACGCAGUUUCAUACUUUUUGCAUUCAAAAGAUUGCAGUCGAUUUUUCUUAACCCUUCGGCGAUUGAUUUUGAGGAGAGACGGAGAGAUGGAGAGCGAGGGCAAAGGGUUGGGUCGGGGGAGAAAAACGACUUCUGA